CUCUAGAUAUUGUGAAGAGAGAGAGAGAGAGAGAUGGGUUUCAAGUUGCAACUUUGAGUUUUGGUUGGUCAUUUCUGGCACUCAUAAAACACUUAAGGCCUGAAGCACAGAGCUCUCUCUCAUUGCUGCUGCUGUUGGGUUUUGCUGGGCUUCAAUGGCUUCUGUCUUUACUUAAUCUACUAGAGGCAAGCAUUGAGUGUUUUCUGGUCAGACUAUCAACGAAACAUGAAAUUUGGAUUAAAGAAAAGAUGGAAAUCCAUUGUCCCACUUCAGUUGAAAAAUAAAUCAGCCAAUCGCUUUUGCUUAUUUCCCAAAUCGAAGUCGGGUUUUGGUCCAGGCAAAGCACCUGUAUAUCUCAAUGUAUAUGACCUGACAACCAUGAAUGGCUAUGUCUAUUGGGCAGGCUUUGGAAUUUUUCACUCUGGUGUUGAAGUUCAUGGUGUAGAAUAUGCAUUUGGAGCACAUGACUACCCUACCAGUGGUGUUUUUGAGGUUGAACCUCGGCAAUGCCCAGGAUUCAAGUUCAGGAAAUCUAUAUUUAUUGGGACCACAAGCUUGGACCCUAUUCAGGUCAGGGAGUUUAUGGAGCGCCAGUCAUUGAGCUACAAUGGUGAUACAUAUCACCUGAUUGUCAAGAAUUGCAACCAUUUCUGCAGAGAUAUCUGCUACAAGCUAACCGGGAAAUCAAUUCCAAAGUGGGUAAAUCGACUGGCAAGAAUAGGUUCAAUAUGCAACUGCAUACUUCCUGAAGCGCUAAAAAUUUCUGCUGUACAACACGACCCUAACAACCAACCAUAUGAUAGCGAGAAAAGGAGUUUGAGAAGUGCCUUCAGUUGCCUGUCUUCUAUCUCAAUGCGGCAAAAGCAAUUGUCAUCAUCUUCAUUGUUUCUACAGUCACCCUUGAAAGGCUGCUUGCCACCAUGGGAAUUAAGAAGGUCAAACAAUGGGUCCUUGAAGGAAAGGUGAGAAAGUGUUUGCAGGAUUGCUGUUGGAUGUCCAACCUCCAUAUGACCUUGUGAUGAGAGGAUUUGUUGCUACAUUUUUAUGACCUUGGCACUUGGGGAAGGCUGCCAUCACUCAGAUUGUCUUAGUUAUCCCAGGUUUGCGGAGUCAUGUUUAUGAUUGUUGUAACUAUAGUUUGCAGCUAGCAAAUGUAAGAGAAAUUGCUAAUCAGCUUCUCAUAUUUUUUCGUAUGCCACUCUUUGUCUUGCAAAGGUUCAGAGGUAUGCUCCGGUCACCUCAGGUGUAAAUUGUCUGUUAACGUUGCUAGUAUAUUAGUCUCGACAAAUGAAUCAUCUCUUAUUCCCAG
This is a messenger RNA of Fragaria vesca subsp. vesca, 1309 nucleotides long. RefSeq names its product deSI-like protein At4g17486-like. Gene Ontology annotation, molecular function: deubiquitinase activity. NCBI's taxonomy places the organism in Eukaryota, Viridiplantae, Streptophyta, Magnoliopsida, Rosales, Rosaceae. The transcript has 5 exons. The coding region runs from base 226 to 966 and encodes 246 amino acids. The record is from RefSeq and is a predicted model, not a curated record. Gene Ontology annotation, biological process: protein deubiquitination.